Molecule: messenger RNA, 337 nt
Organism: Zalophus californianus (California sea lion)
Lineage: Eukaryota; Metazoa; Chordata; Mammalia; Carnivora; Otariidae
Product: 60S ribosomal protein L36a-like
Exons: 1
Coding region: 17-337 (106 amino acids)
Biological process (GO): translation
Cellular component (GO): cytosolic large ribosomal subunit; ribosome
Molecular function (GO): structural constituent of ribosome
Source: RefSeq, a predicted model, not a curated record
UAGCGCUCUCGCAAACAUGGUGAACGUUCCUAAAACCCGCCGGACUUUCUGCAAGAAGUGUGGCAAGCACCAGCCCCACAAAGUGACACAGUACAAGAAGGGCAAAGAUUCUCUUUAUGCCCAGGGAAAGCGGCGUUAUGACAGGAAGCAGAGUGGCUAUGGCGGGCAGACUAAGCCGAUUUUCCUGAAAAAGGUUAAAACUACAAAGAAGAUUGUGCUGAGGCUUGAAUGUGUUGAGCCCAAUUGCAGAUCUAAGAGAAUGCUGGCUAUUAAGAGAUGCAAACAUUUUGAACUGGGAGGAGAUAAGAAGAGAAAGGGCCAAGUGAUCCAGUUCUAA